Benincasa hispida (wax gourd) is the source of this 528-nucleotide messenger RNA. The record is from RefSeq and is a predicted model, not a curated record. NCBI's taxonomy places the organism in Eukaryota, Viridiplantae, Streptophyta, Magnoliopsida, Cucurbitales, Cucurbitaceae.
AUGGUGGAGAAUUUUCUCAAGAAAAAUAUCUUCACACGAUAUGGAACGCCCAGUGCCUUAAUUAGUGAUGAAGGCUCAAAUUUCAUCAACCACAUCAUCACCAACCUGUUGACCAAAUUUAAUGUCAGCCAUAGAGUUUCAACCGCAUAUCAGCUACAAACCAAUGGGCAGGCAGAAAUUUCUAACAAAGAGAUCAAGACUAUCUUGGAGAAGGUAGUCAGUGCCUCUAGGAAGGAUUGUUCACCUAAGCUUGACGAAGCAUUAUGGGCAUACAUGACUGCCUUCAAAACUCCAAUUGACAUGUCCUCAUAUGCUCUGGUCUUCGGAAAAGUUUGUCAUCUGCCUCUCGAGUUUGAACACAAAGCAAUGUGGGCAAGUAAAAAGCUAAACUUUGAUCUGUCAAGCGUGGGGGAAGUCCGAAAGUUGCAGUUGAAUGAGCUAGUCGAGUGGCGAAUGAAUACCUACAAAAAUGCCAAGCUUUAUAAAGAGCGAACCAAGAAGUGGCAUGCCGACUGCAUAAACAAAUGA